This is a messenger RNA of Rhagoletis zephyria (snowberry fruit fly), 632 nucleotides long. RefSeq lists its product as uncharacterized. Lineage: Eukaryota; Metazoa; Arthropoda; Insecta; Diptera; Tephritidae. The record is from RefSeq and is a predicted model, not a curated record. Gene Ontology annotation, biological process: response to heat; protein refolding. Gene Ontology annotation, cellular component: nucleus; cytoplasm.
GUCUCAAAGUAGAAAUCCAAGUGAUAACUUCUCAAUUGUGCGGAGCAAAAAAGUCGAUUUGUGCAAAAGCAAAUAAUAUAAGAGAACAGCAGAAAAGUUGACAAGUGGAAACGUAGUAAACAUUAAAAGAAAAUACACCCAAAAAGAUAACCAAAAUUUGUUUCGGCAAAUAAUAAUUUUUCGUGAAUAAAUCAAUAAAUUUGUGUUAAGGAGUCCAUAAAAUGGCUGAUGCUAACAAGAGGAAUAUCCCCAUCAAAUUGGGCGACUUCAGCAUUAUCGAUACAGAAUUCUCGAGCAUUCGUGAGCGCUUCGAUGCGGAAAUGCGCAAAAUGGAAGAGGAGAUGAACAAGUUCCGGCAUGAGUUGAUGUCGCGCGAGGCAAACUUCUUCGAGUCCAGCAGUUCUACUAAAAAGACAACGACUACAACCAGCAGCAGCAGCGCACCAAACUCACUCUCCCGUCCAGCACCCAGACAGAACUACAUCUCUGACAUUAGUUCACCACUCAUUCAGGAGGAUGGCGAUAACAAAAUGCUGAAAUUGCGUUUCGAUGUGAGCCAAUACGCCCCCGAAGAAAUCGUUGUCAAGACUGUGGAUCAGAAAUUGAUGGUAAGUGCCAUUGGAUUGGAAAUA